GUGAAGGUUCAUAGUUGAAAUUCGGGAAGAUGGUGGAGCACGCAGAAAUCCGCAUGGUUCACCGUGGUGGCAGCAAAAUAAACUUUAGGGAGCCAGUUAUUACAAAUGAUUCCAGGUUCCUUUUGUGUGCGGCGGGGGAGUCCGUGAACGUGUACAGUACCAGCACAGAGGAAUACGUCCAUGAUUUGCAGGGACACACUGACCUGGUGACAGGCGUUGUCCUCAACCCUUCAAACCAUCUGCAGGUAUACUCGUGUUCAGCAGAUGGCACUGUCCGAUUGUGGGACUUCACGGAUGGCAUCCUCAUCAAGACCUUCAUUAUCGGGUACCCAAUCUACUCCAUUUACGUCUCGGAAAAACAUGGAGGAGUUGUUUUUGUCGUCGUUCCCAUGGCAAAUUACAAAAGCUCUGAGCUGUUCCAGCUGGUGGCUGUUAAUCUGCCCCGCAGUGGGGACCAGGAAGUGGAAGCGCGAGAGCUGUCGGCCGUGCUCUGUGAUGUCAGCCCCCACCCUGGGGCUGCCUCCUUUGGCAGAGAGGGUGAAUACGUAGCUGCUGUCAAAGGUUUACAGCUCGAGGUAUUUUUCUUCAAAAAGCAGAAGUCGUACAGGUUUUCCCUGAAGUCAGGGAUGAAGAAAAGGGCCAAGAAUGCCUUCACCUGUGUUUCGUGCCACCCUAAAGAGGACUGUAUUGCCACAGGUCACGCAGAUGGCAAGAUUCGCAUGUGGAGAAACUUCAACCAGAAGAAGGAGUACACAUACUCCACCUUGCACUGGCACCACGGUGCUGUCAACACACUGUGCUUCACCCCAGAAGGCACUAAUCUUCUGAGUGGGGGCAUAGAGUCCGUGCUGGUCCAAUGGCAUUACACACAGGAGAACCAGAAAGACUUCUUGCCGCGCCUGGGCGGCGCCAUCACACACAUCGCCGUGUCACCUGACGGUUCCUUGUUCUGCACCUCGCACUCUGACAACAAGAUCACAAUCAUUCAGAGUUGUGUCAAAGUGUCGGCCAUCAUCCAGGGGCUGGUUAAAGGCGAUGGUGUGUGGACAAACCUAAUCAUCGACCCGCGCAGUAAAGCUUUGGUGCUUAACGGGAAACCAGGGCACCUGCAGUUCUACUCUCUCCACCGCGACAAGCAACUCUACAACUUGGACAUAGUACAGCAGGAGUACAUCCACGAGGAGGGUCUGGACCAGUUUGAGGUGGUCAAAGCGGCAUUCGACGCCCGCGGCGACUGGCUUGCUACCGUGGAGGAGAGGAGAAAAAAAGGCGCUGAGCUGGAGAUCAAUUUGAAGCUGUGGGCGUACGACAAGCUAACUCAGAGUUUUGUGCUGAACACCACAGUGACAGCUCCCCACGAGGACCGGAUUACAGCCAUGUACUUCAGCCCCUCCCCAGAGACCACCAUGCUGGUGACCACUAGCCUCGARGGCCACUUCAAAGCCUGGCUGCUGGCAGACCACUCAGACACCAAGGCAGAGGGUUUCUGGGCAUGUGACUUUGUGGGUGGGUAUCAUCUCCUGAAGCCCGGUUGCUGCUCCUUCUCGGCUGACGGCUCCCUUUUGGCCGUGGGCUUCCAGGAGGUGGUGACCGUGUGGAGCCCCACUUCCUGGGAGCUACUCACCACUCUAUCCCAGCCCCCAGGAGCCAUCAGGGACCUUUGUUUUGGACGGUUAAGCUGUUCCAAGUACCUGUUGGGGACCAGCACCAAGAACCAACUCUGCUGCUGGAACCUCCUCACCUGCUCACUGGAGUGGAGUACUCCCAUGGACGUAAGCCUGCUCCAGACUGACCCGCUGUCUGAGAACAUCGCUGCCUUCUGCAGUCAAUCUGGCAGCUCUGACUUGUUUGUGUUCAAGCCCAGCGAGCCACGGCCCCUCUACUCCCAGAAGGCUUUGUGCACGGGCAAGGUGCAGCAUGGAAUCUUCGCGCCGCGCGACCAGAUGCUGGAGAGCUGCGAGGAGCGUACCCAGUGGCUCAACAGAUCCCAGCUCUACUUCUUCACCCAACACAUGGAUUUGUUGACUUUUAGCACCAAGACUGAAGAGGACAGACUGUUGGCAUCCAGUAAACAGCUCAUGGUAGACAACAGUGUUGCCGUGACGCCGUUCUACCUGUUGUUAGGGAAACACAGACGGCAGCAACUGGAGAAACAGGAAGCGCUGACCAAUCCCAUGGCAGAAAGGACUCAGCUCCCACAGGGUUCCAUUGCCAUCAAGGAGCUGCUGCACACCCCAGCCCACGUCCUGCCUUCAGCCUCGUUCCUCUGCGCCAUGUUUGUCCGCUCCCUGCUCAUCUCCAGCUCCUCUGCCGGAGAGGAAAAAGAACAUGAAGAAGAGGAAAUGGAGAGCGAGAAAGAGGAAGAGGACUCCGAAGGGGAAGCAGACCCCCGUCUGGGGGAAUCGGCAGCAUGCGGCCCACCCGAGGAGUUUGGGGCACCAGCUCUCACCAAAGCCCAGGAGAGGGAACUGAGGAAAGUUAAAACAUUUGACCACAGCUGGCUCAGCAGCCUCCUGGACUGUUAAGCGUGACCAAGCCCAAACACACACACUUUUCCAAAGGGUGUAUUUUCAUGUAAUAAAAUAUAUUUCUGUUUUCAAAUGUGCCGUAUCAUGCUUGUUUCUGGCAUUGCCCCAACAAUGUUUCAGUUUUGCUGGAUUAAAACAAAACAAUUUUAAAGUAAAAAAA
Salvelinus sp. IW2-2015 is the source of this 2688-nucleotide messenger RNA. Its product is annotated as WD repeat-containing protein 75. Gene Ontology annotation, cellular component: nucleolus. NCBI's taxonomy places the organism in Eukaryota, Metazoa, Chordata, Actinopteri, Salmoniformes, Salmonidae. The record is from RefSeq and is a predicted model, not a curated record. Gene Ontology annotation, molecular function: RNA binding; protein binding. Gene Ontology annotation, biological process: positive regulation of transcription by RNA polymerase I; positive regulation of rRNA processing.